Messenger RNA from Lepisosteus oculatus (spotted gar), 2683 nucleotides. Its product is annotated as magnesium transporter NIPA2. Gene Ontology annotation, molecular function: magnesium ion transmembrane transporter activity. Gene Ontology annotation, biological process: magnesium ion transport. The record is from RefSeq and is a predicted model, not a curated record. Gene Ontology annotation, cellular component: membrane. Lineage: Eukaryota; Metazoa; Chordata; Actinopteri; Semionotiformes; Lepisosteidae.
AAAAUAGAAGAAAGCUCAAAACGGUGCUUCGCGGCAGAAGAGGAGAAAGAAAGGUUCCGGGCAGCCGGAGCUGGGGGACCUGCAGACGGAGAGGACGGGUUGAUGGAGGAAGUUGCGGUUUCCCCGGCCUGUGACAGAGCUCUGUAUCAGGCGUCUAUGGGCACGAUUGCAAGAUGGAUAUCGAUGCUGCGAGCCGAGUGAAUUUCUACAUCGGCCUCUCCCUGGCCAUCUGCUCCAGUGUCUUUAUUGGGGGCAGUUUCAUUCUGAAGAAGAAGGGGCUCCUCCGGUUGGCCAGUAAGGGGUCAAUGCGAGCGGGCCAAGGAGGACACGCCUACCUCAAGGAGUGGCUGUGGUGGGCAGGACUUAUUUCAAUGGGGGUGGGAGAGGCUGCGAAUUUUGCGGCCUACGCUUUUGCGCCGGCCACGCUCGUUACGCCGCUGGGAGCCCUGAGCGUCCUGGUGAGCGCUGUGCUGUCCUCCUAUUUCCUCAACGAGCGGUUGAAUGUUCACGGGAAGAUCGGGUGUCUGCUGUGCAUCCUGGGCUCCACCGUGAUGGUCAUCCAUGCCCCACAGGAGGAGGAAGUGGACUCCCUGAGCUCCAUGGCGGAAAAGCUGAAAGAUCCCGGUUUCAUUGUGUUCGCCGCGUGCGUCGUUGUGAGCAGCCUGGUCCUGAUCUUCAUCGUGGCCCCGCGCUACGGCCAGAAGAAUGUGCUGGUCUACAUCUUCAUCUGUUCGGCGAUCGGCUCCCUCUCCGUGUCCUGUGUGAAGGGGCUGGGGAUCGGCGCGAAGGAGCUGUUCGCGGGGAAGCCGGUGCUGAAGGAGCCCCUGUUCUGGGCGCUGCUGGUGUGUCUGGUGGCCUGCAUCAGCACGCAGAUCAACUACCUGAACAAGGCGCUGGACAUCUUCAACACGUCCAUCGUCACUCCCAUCUACUACGUCUUUUUCACUACCGCGGUCAUGGCCUGCUCCGCCAUCCUCUUCAAGGAGUGGUUCCAAAUGUCCGCGGACGGCAUCUUGGGCACGAUCAGCGGCUUCCUCACCAUCAUCGUGGGCAUCUUUCUCCUCCACGCCUUCAAGGACGUCAGUUUCACCUGGGACGCCCUCCCACUCUUCCUCCGCAGGGGCCAGAGAGGGGCCCCCUGGGGCCAGCCCUAUAUUCCCGUGCCCAGCCAGGAGGCGGAAACGCCUGGGGGACAGCCUUUGAGGGAGGGAGGCAGUAAGAGGCAUUCUCCUGACAGCGCAGCCAGGAGAAGCAGCAGCGUCACGGUCACCUAACAGUGGAGCCAGAUCCUUUUAACACCCAUCUGUUGUUGUUGUUUUAUAAUAAUUCGGGGUCUUGAAGAUAUUUUUAGAACGGAAUCUGGGAAGGAUACCGUGCCUUCUAGGAAGUAUCCUUCUAAAAUAUUUUAAAAUACAGUACUCGUCCAAAAGGAAGCAAAACCCCCUCUCUCUGCAAAUGACUACUCUCACAAAAGUCCCUCUUGUUUCACAGGACUUCAUACUGCCAUCCUUGUUCCUUUUCCUUUCGUUUUUACUCCCCAUGAAUCAUCUUUUUUAACUCUUCUCCUUUGCCGCUGGCUCUGGUUGACAGGUCUGCACUAUUAAAACUAGUUCUGUUCCCAUUCUUUGCAGAACAUGUGGCACUGAAAUGGGAGGAUGCAUAAAAAUGGGGAGAGGACUGACACGUCACACAGCACUGUGCUCAUUAGCUCACUGGCUUUUUUAAGUGUCUUUUGUUCUUAUUGAUCCCAAGGUUUACAGUAGGAUCUAUGUAGGUCUAGGAAACUGUAAUUGAGAGAAUUUAAUUUUCUGUGCUGAAGUUAAUGCUUAGCUACAAAACACUAGAGUAACUUUUUUCACUAACUGUCACGUGAAUAGGUGCCUUUUUAAAUGUAUUUUUACCAGUGGUGCAAUUAACAACUUGAGGUCCAGAAAGUUGAACACGGUUAAUAUAGUAUUAUUCAUUUGUGUCAAUCAUUUCAUACACGUUUAUAUGUUUAUACAGUAUAAGUAAUUAGUAUAAUUCUGAAUUGCACAACUCUCAGUACUUCUGUAGGAUUGCCGUAAUUCUGGAGAAUUCUGUAAUUCAAUGAACUGCAGUACUGGAGACUAGUAGCCAGGUUAUUGUACACGUCUAUUCAGGGGUCAUGUGUACCACCUCGUGCCUUUCACUGGUGGCAGGGACAGGUUCCACGGGUUGAUUUUCCACACUGCACAGAUUCUUCCACUUUUACUCAGUGUGCAGUUUGUCUGGCUGGAGGCCGGAGGAGAUUUCAUGGAGAAGUGUAAUUACAGUGGCUUUCUGGAGAAGCUGUAUGGUUGUUUACAUGUGACAGGUGGACUGAUCUCCUCCGUUCCCAAAUGCUAUAUACGUGAAAACUACAGUAUUAACAAGCGUAAUGGCUUAGCACACUUGUAAUCUUUGGUGUCAUAAAUCAAAUGUGUAUAUUUAUUGUUCCUUUCUAAAAAACAAUCUUUAAUUUUUGAUACCUUGUUAUUGUAAAUAAGAGUUUAGGAUUUUAAUAAAAACUGAAAGCUGUUUAACUGCAAUUCAGCUAUGAUUAGUUUUUCUUUAUACAGUAUGUGUUUUGUUAGUUAAUUUUAUGCAAGAGGUGCCUUAGAUUGUUUAGUGGCUAAAAAGCACAAUAGAGUCUGUUUUCUCACUCAAAUUAACAUAGUUCACA